This is a messenger RNA of Hirsutella rhossiliensis, 5067 nucleotides long. RefSeq lists its product as uncharacterized. The record is from RefSeq and is a predicted model, not a curated record. The transcript is spliced from 6 exons. Lineage: Eukaryota; Fungi; Ascomycota; Sordariomycetes; Hypocreales; Ophiocordycipitaceae. The coding region runs from base 1 to 5067 and encodes 1688 amino acids.
AUGGAAGGCCAACUUGGACUUCAGAUUCUCUGGCCAGCAGGCCCAGAGCCAAUGGACGAGCACAGGCACGACAUUGUGCUCGUCCACGACCUCGGCAGCGGCCCUGUUUGCGACUGGCGACACGAAAACGGGACGCUCUGGCCGCUUCUUCUGGGCAAAGACUUGGGCAAUGCUCGCGUCUUUUCGUUUGGCUACAACCACGAGGAAGCGCGUAUCCGGCCGCAGGAAUAUGGAAGCGGUGGCACCGUCUUCAACUUUGGGGAGACCCUCUGCAGUGAUUUGAAGGACAAGAGGACGUCAAACAAGGCACAACCGCCCAUCACCUUCAUCGGACACGGUACAGGGGGCAUCAUAAUCAAGAGCGCGCUUCGCUACUCCCAGGCCAGAAAGUACCUGUACGGAUCCAUCCUGCGCAAGACGGUGCAUGUGGUUUUCCUAGACACGCCGCAUAUGGGCCUUGAAGACACCAGUAAACACGGCCCGACAGAAAGCGUGAGCGGGUUGGGCAUCGGGCAGCUGAGACUCUGGUCGACGGUGCUCAACGAUCUCCAAAUACCAUUUUCCGAUAUGGCCGCCCGUUUCAACAUAACGACGGCACAGGCGUAUAUCAGAGACGGCGAUAACCCUCCUGGAGAAUCCGGCCGGCUUUACCUUGCGAACGAGCAGCCCCUAAUGCUCCAUGGCAAAACGCAUCAGACCAUCUGCAAAUUCGCAGGGGAAGACGACCAUAACUACCGCCGACUGCUGGAGCGCAUUCGCCACGGUUUUUCGAAUCUAACCACAGACCCGGACGAUAUUCAGAAAAUCCGGGCGUGGAUCGGAGCCGACGUUGGCUCCCAGUCGGAGGCCCGGUCCGGGUCAAUGGACUGGAACAGUUGGGAUUUCGAAGACUGCAGGACCAAACAUCUCAAGGGGACAUGCAAGUGGCUGAUCAGCGACCCAUCACCCUUCGCUAACUGGGCAAGCAAUGACGCCUCCAACCCCAUUCUGUGGGUGACGGCACCCGUGGGACGAGGCAAGUCGGUUCUCAGCUGCUUUGCCAAUGAUUGGCUAUCCAAGAUGGCGCAAAGACCUGCAACACCUUACCUGAUGAUCAGCUAUAAUACGCAACGCACACGCCACCAGAUGGCCUCAAGUCUUGCCUCGCAGCUCCUCGAGCAUAUUGUGAAAUCCUCGGUCGGCCAGGGCUUCCCAGGUGGCGUCAACGCCGAGGCUCUUACCCUUGUCUGCCUGGAUUCCAAGAAUGUUGAAAACAUGCACGAUCUCAUCCGGCUGCUCGUCUCACAGUGCACGGCCGUCUAUUUCUUCGUUGAUGGGCUCAAUGAGCUACCGUUUGACCGGGAGCACGAGUACAUUUGUAAAGAUCUCUUUUCCACGAUUGGUUUCCUCGCCGACCUGGCCAAAAAGAGUGAGACAACCCGCGUCCGGCUCUGGUGCAGCAGCCAACGAUCUAAAGUCGUCGUUCGGGGGAUGGAAGCACUGGCCCCCAGAGAACUGGCCAUGGACAAACGCUUGGUAUCCAAGGAUGUCCAGCGGUUCCUCCGCGGCGCCGAGGAACUUGUGAAAUCUGUCUCGGACGACCCCGGAGAGAUGCGAUUCGCCGAGUUGAAUGGUAAAGCCGGAUCCAACUUUCGUUGGGCGGCUCUGAUGAAGAACAGCCUCCAGGGCGCCCACACGCCAAAGCAGCGGGAGAAGAUCCUCGAGAAAGGCCUGCCAAAGUCGCUAACCGAUAUGUACUCGGAGCGACUAAAGGAGCUAAAGGCAAUGGACAUCGAGGAUCAGGCCAACGAGGGGUCUCCCUUGUCCAUGUUGGUCCUCAUUUGCUUCACUUCUAGAAGAUCGCUGAGACUUGACCGCAGGCAUAUCCUAUCUCUCAUGACGUUUGCGAAACGGCCACUACGAGUAGCCGAAGUCGAGGAAGCUGUCUCCAUUAUUGACAGCUCCGUGAGCCACGCAGGUUGCGACGAUCUAAGUGACAGGAACCGCAAGCUCAGGGAGGAUAUCGUGCACCGAUGCGUGCCUCUGGUCGAUUUCGUGCCCGACGCCAGGGGCGGCCACCUCCUGCCAUCACACGGCUCCGUCGUCGAGUUCCUACGAAAGUUAUUGGUGGCGAGCUCGGAUGGAGCGGAUGACGAUGGACAGAGCCUAGCAUCCUUACCGGCGUCGACAAAGGCCCUCGUAGACGCUGCCGUUAUGGCCGACGCUUGUCUCAAGUAUCUCUUCCAGAAGCGCUACGCCCGGAUGCUGCAUAGACGGUCUAAUGACGAGUUCAUGCCGAGUCUGAUCUCCGACAUCGAGGACCACCAUUUCCUGCGAUAUGCCGCCAAGAACUGGUAUCGUCACGCCGACCAAGCGGGCGAGCGGAAGUGCGACGACGUCAUGAAGUUCCUCGCCUCGCCCCAGUUUCUCACGACGAUCCAGGUGCAGAGUCUCUUCAUUGUUGGCCAUUUCAUCAACCGCAUCAACUACUUGGGGCAGCAGGUUAUGAAGCAGAACUUGCCCGAGUGGUUCCGCACAUGCGACGACGGGCGUUCCAUGGCGCGAAGCUACGAGACUUUCUCCGCCGAGUGGAGUCGGUUCCUUCAGUUGGGCAUCACGACCUAUAAGCAAGCCGAGAUUAGACGGUGCUUCUGGGGUGCCUUGGGGCCCGGAAACUUUCUCCAAAAGCACGGCGUCGGUAUUGAAAGCCACCGCAGCUUCCUGCUCACUGACGACGACGGCGAGCAGAGCCAAGACGCCGACUGCUCUUAUUACGAGAUGCUCAGUGACGACGGCAAGCGACUAUCCGUCUGGAAAGUCCCUUUUUGCAGCACAACAGAUGAAGCCCAGGGCGAAGCUACGGCGACCCUGGUACACCAACACUGGUUUGUCGACGGCAUCAACCCUCCCUUCCGCUACGGUGCCCCGGAAACCCUCCGGCUUGACAUAAAUGCCGUCAAGUGGCCACUCUACGACUCGCAGGCCUUCCCCCUUGUUCCUUCGGCAAAUUGUCCGAUGCGUGUGACCCCCGUUGCCGACAGCAAGUACGGCACUGCAGUUCGCGUCGGGUCGGUCAGGUUUCGUCGCCAGCCCGGUCGCGUAUGGAAAAGCGACGGGCCGACUUCAUACUGGGAGGACAUCGUGGUCGAGCGCGAGUACACGGUCCAUUCACGUCGUAAGCUCGUCAAGACACGAGGGAAGGAGAAGGAAGGGGGGGCGGCAGGGCGGCUGGCGCAACGAGGGAGAUUGUCCCAUGAGGGCCGGCGUACAAGUGCGAAGCAGAUGGACUCGACCCACGAUGACGAGCUGGAGCAUGAAGCCUCAGAACUGGACGACGAUGAGCUCGAGAGACUGGGUUGGGGCGCCGUUUCUUCGGCAGACGAACAAUGUGAUUCCGAAUCCUCGGACGGUGCUGAAUCGGACGAUGGCGACAAGGAAAGUGAUGGUUUGUCGGCUUCAUCAGAGCAGGAAGACACUGACGAAAUGGUGGAUUCUGAAGCUGAAGGCUACAUGGCCUUCUCGAGCUGGAAAGCCAGAUUGAUGCCCGACAAUGUCGAUUUCGACGUGCAAGACGGUGACUUGUCAUCGAGCUCGGCAGUCUUGUCGGUUGGCGAUUCUCGACAUGACGACGCCGACGCAGACGACGAGGGCGGCGGGGACGAAACAGCGUCCGGAACAUCAGAUAGUGAGGUCGACAAGGAGCGCCUCAGGCGCUUCCAGCCUCGCAUUUAUUCGCCGUCGAGGCCGCAAAGAUGGAGCUGUGGUCACUGCGGGAAAUCCGGCGGUUCCUCCGACAACAAUCCAAAGCUCGAGGUUUUUUACCAAUGCCGCCGACAAGAAUGCUACAAGAUGGCAUCCUCUGAUGUCUGCCUGGCCUGCUUCGCCCUCGGCGCCUGGUGCCGGGACGAGAAGCACCAGUUACGCAAGAUGACGGUCCUCCACGGCCGUGUGCGCCGCCGGGAGCUCGUGUCCCGCCACGACUCGAGGCCCGGGCUUGACGUCGUGGUCCGGCAGCGCAGCGGCAAUGGCCAUGAGCAGGCCGUCUUUCGCUUCACGAGUAGGACACGGGCGAUGCUGUACGGCUCGCCGCCCGUGGUCCAUGCCACCUCGCCGCUGCUCGUCUACGCCAUCGACGGCGUGCGCUUCCUCUUUGCCAGCCUCGACGACAACUCGUACUUUGAACACCGUGUACCGCUGGGCUCGGCUGAGACGGGUGACGGAGGCGUCGACGCGUGUAUCCCCGUGGCGGCUCAGAUGGCCUUCUCGCGCUGCGGCGGCUUUCUGCACGUCGCGAGGGUGACGGCCCGCCGGGAGCCAGGCUCACGCACCGCCGUCAACCUCUUCGUCCAGGUCUUGACGGUGCAACUCGCCGCCAAGAGGCCGUGCUCGCGACUCCCGCGCACCCUGGCUCGUCGCCGCGGCGUCGCGCUGGGCAGGUGGGCGUCGGUGGCCGCCAUCACCUGUCUCCCCUUUGCCAUGACGUGGAUCGACGGCGAUGUGUACGUGUCCCUGAGCAUGGAUGAGCUGCGCGUUUUCAAGAUUCCUCUGGAUAGGGGCGAGGAGCGGUCGAGCAGCGGCGGCGGCGACGGUAAGAAGGGAGCCGGCGACGGCGAAGCUGCCGGGGGUGGCGAGACGGUAGACUGCCGAGCUGCUGUUUCUGAAGGUGGUGAAGCCGGCAAAAGGAACGAGACGGCAGACUGCCUGGCUGCUGUUCCCGACGAUGGUGAAGCUGCCGGGGGGGGCGAGACGGCAGACUGCCGAGCUUCCGUUCCCGACGACGACGGCAUCCAGGCGCUCGCCAGCCGCGUCUUUCUUCCCUGCUCGGCACGGCGGCGGCCCGUCUACUUCUUCCCCGAGACGGGAGCGGCCGCGGCCAAGAUCGUCUUGGGCGCGCGGCGCACCGAGCAGCAGGCCGAGCCGCCGGCCGUGAUAUACCUGCGGGCCGACGACGCCAGAGCGUGGGUGGCGGCCGCCGACGCCGUCGUGUCCUUCGAAGACGCGCCGCUGCGGAAGUGGGACCAGCUCGAGGAAUUUGACGCCGAGGACGAUUGCGAGCUGAUCCUGUCGUUGCACGACUUUCAAAGAUAA